UAGAUCAAGGGUUUCUUAAUCGCAACUGUACACGAACUAAUAAUAAAAUUUUCGUUCAGGAUUAUUGAAGUUGUUCGAUCGAACUUAAUCGGAACGAUACUGUACACGAACCAGAAGAUUAAACCAAAGCCAACUCGGUCCAAAUAAUUGUUGUUUUUUUGCAUACAAAAACGUAAACAAGAAGAGCAAAAAUGGUUGGCAGAAAUGCUAAAGCGUUGUCACACUUUCACCGCCUCACCGAAUACAUUGUGCAAUGCAAGCACUGCGAUAAGACGCUGUCAUCCAAACACACCUCCUCGAAUCUGACGCGCCAUUUAAUAAGGAACCACAAGUUACUGGCUCGAGCCAUAUUUGCCGGUGAUGAGGGCAAAAUGCUGGCCGAGCUGAGGGAGGAACUUAAUGCCCCCGAUCCGGAGCCCGAGCCCGAUGUCGAAUUGGACGCCACGAUGGGAGAGCGGGAAACUAAGACGGCGGUACGCACCAUCAUUGAUAACCAGCAUCAGGGAACAAUGAAACAGGAUCAACAACAUCAUCAUCAUGACACACGCAACAAAGUAAUUGGCAAGAAUAAUAAACUGUGGGCGCAUUUUGUGCGUAUAUCCGAGUUUAUGGCCAAAUGCAAGCAUUGCAGCAAAACGUUAUCCUCCAAGCACUCGUCGUCCAAUCUGAUGAGGCACAUCGUCCGGCGACAUCAUAAUUUUUCGAAAAACUUGAGCUACUCCCAACACAGCCUAAUCUCACCUAAAAAGGAGAAUAUUAAGGUGGAGGAGCGAAGACAAGUGGAUCCACUGGAAAAGGUGGACUUUGACGAUGUCGACAGUAUAAUUGAGAAGGUCACGGACCAAAUGGAUGAUGAGUUUGAUUCGAUUUCGCAACAGGAACCUUUCUACGAAUACGUGGUGGACAAUUCGGAAGUAAUGGUAGCAAGGCAUUGUGAUGACGAGCCAUCAAACAUGACCAACUCUAUGGAGCAUCAAGGCGAUGGCAAUUCACUGCACGAGGGAACCACUCAAAUGGACGAGAAGCUCAAAGCUGAAACCAUAUAUUACAAUGAAAUGGCCGAAUUGGCAAGAGCCAAGCGACGCCUUAUUGAUCUGCAAACCAAGAAACUCUUACUUGACAUGAACGUCGUGGAAACCAAUUAAAUAAAUUAUUAUCAAUUAUUUUGUUAUGAUAAUAUUACACACAAAUAUAUUAUAUGAUUUAAAAAACAGUAAUGACAGUUGGCCUAUGUAACAGUUUGAACUUAUAUACAUUAUUCUUAAUAAAUACAAGAAAUAAA
Messenger RNA from Drosophila innubila, 1282 nucleotides. RefSeq lists its product as uncharacterized. The record is from RefSeq and is a predicted model, not a curated record. Bases 192 to 1145 code for a protein of 317 amino acids. Gene Ontology annotation, molecular function: DNA binding. The transcript has 2 exons. NCBI's taxonomy places the organism in Eukaryota, Metazoa, Arthropoda, Insecta, Diptera, Drosophilidae.